AUGGAUGAGCAAAACACAGCCUGGUUUGCCACGUGGACUCGUGAACAAGUCGUCUCGUUUGUCAGUUUCGCCUACGUGAUCAUCUCAAUCCUAAUGGUUCUUUUAUGGUCAAUGUAUUUGUGCAUCGACGGGCGUCGCAAUCCGAAAAAGGACACUCGAGUGAUACACAUGCUCGCGCAAAAUGCCUUCUUCCGAAGCGUUCCUUGA
This is a messenger RNA of Caenorhabditis bovis, 207 nucleotides long. Lineage: Eukaryota; Metazoa; Nematoda; Chromadorea; Rhabditida; Rhabditidae. The record is from the annotation of a GenBank genome assembly.